Molecule: messenger RNA, 1314 nt
Organism: Rodentolepis nana
Lineage: Eukaryota; Metazoa; Platyhelminthes; Cestoda; Cyclophyllidea; Hymenolepididae
Source: the annotation of a GenBank genome assembly
AUGUCGACAUCAAUUUCCAGCUUAAAUAGCCUCUUUUCUUUUACUUCUCCUGCUGUGAAAAGGCUUCUUGGUUGGAAGCAAGGAGACGAGGAGGAAAAAUGGGCUGAAAAAGCGGUGGAUUCUCUAGUCAAAAAGUUGAAAAAGAAAAAAGGCGCACUGGAAGCGCUUGAAAGGGCUCUUAGUAAUCCCGGCGAACCCAGUGAGUGCGUAACAAUUCCUAGAUCUCUCGAUGGCAGACUACAGGUUUCGCACCGAAAAGGUCUCCCACAUGUAAUAUACUGUCGCGUCUGGCGUUGGCCCGACCUUCAGAGUCACCAUGAGCUCAAACCCCUAGAUAUUUGUCGUUUUCCCUUUUCUGCUAAAGAGAAUGAAGUCUGCAUUAAUCCUUAUCACUAUAAACGUGUUGAGAGUCCAGUUUUACCACCAGUUUUGGUUCCAAGACACAGUGAAUAUCCCUCAAUACCAGCUGUUCUUCCUGGUCCUUCAACGGAAUCGAUUGGUGCUGGUGUUAUGCCUCCACCACAGACUCCUAUGCUGAUGGGUACGCCUUAUGGCGCCUCAGUAUCAACAGAACCAUCUAUGCCUUAUAACGUCACUUAUCCUCAAGGCUUUACACAGACUUCCCCACUUGCUCCUACUACUCCAAUUAGCUGUGGAGCAUCUCCGUCAACGUCCCUUCCUCCCCCUCAAGAUGCCCAUCCGGUUAACUAUCAGGAGCCAAAGUAUUGGUGUUCUAUCGUCUACUACGAGUUGAAUACUCGUGUUGGGGAAGCGUUUUUUGCAUCACAGCCAAGUAUUGUAAUUGACGGUUUCACAGAUCCUUCGAAUAAUUCCGAUCGCUUCUGUCUUGGGCUUCUAUCAAAUGUCAAUAGGAAUUCAACUAUUGAGAACACACGAAGACACAUUGGGAAGGGUGUUCAUCUAUAUUAUGUUGGAGGGGAAGUAUUUGCAGAAUGUCUCUCCGACAGUAGUAUCUUUGUCCAAUCGCGAAAUUGCAAUCAUCGGCAUAAUUUCAACCUAACUACAGUCUGCAAGAUCCCGCCAGGUUGUUCACUCAAAAUAUUCUCAAAUCAGGAGUUUGCACAACUUCUUCGACGUACAGUGAGCCAUGGAUUUGAGGCUGUCUAUGAACUCACAAAGAUGUGUACAAUUCGAAUGAGUUUCGUUAAAGGUUGGGGUGCUGAAUACCAUAGGCAGGAUGUCACAUCGACCCCCUGUUGGGUGGAAAUUCACCUAAAUGGCCCCCUUCAAUGGCUUGAUCGCGUCCUGACCCAAAUGGGUACCCCAAGAAAUCCUAUAUCUUCUGUUUCUUGA